Molecule: messenger RNA, 1156 nt
Organism: Meloidogyne enterolobii
Lineage: Eukaryota; Metazoa; Nematoda; Chromadorea; Rhabditida; Meloidogynidae
Source: the annotation of a GenBank genome assembly
UUUUAGAUUCUCUUUAUUCUCUUUAUGCCGGUCCUAUUCUCUUCAUGCCGGUCCUACCUUGAUCCUGUACGAUUUCACCCCUGUAAAAGUAAUUUCUGGGCUCCAGUUGAAUUUACUCAACGGACUCUGUGGUUUUCCGGGUCAAAAAUUUUUUUUAUUAAUUACAAGAUUUUAAAUUUCAAUGAAAAAGAUUCACUUCGCCGAUUUAAAUAUUAAACACCGUGGAAAUCCAAAGCAAACCUUAGCUAAUGUAAAACGAGCUGUGAGAAUGGGAUAUGAUGCUGUGGUUAUUAAUAUUGACAUUGGAAGGUAUUCUCAAGUAGAUAUUGAUAAUUUACAACAACCACCGAAUAAAAAGAAAAAAAUUCAACAGAAAAAGGAAGAAAAUGAAGAAGAAUCUUUAACAGAAACAAUAAUUCCAGAUCCAUUUAUUUUAAAUGAAUCAGAAUUAGAUAUUUCUACUCUUUUGCAAAACGGGAAAAGUUUUCGCCAAUUUAGUCGUUUAACGGUAACAUUAGACGAAAAUUCUGUACAUAAAUUUCAACACGAUGCGAGGGUUAAGAAAUAUGAUAUUAUUGCUGUUCGUGUUCCAAAUGAACAAUUACUUUUAACAUUACAAAGGAAAGGAGACUUUGUUGAUUUGGUUACUCUUGAUGGAAUUUAUAGGGAAGUUGGAGGUAUUUCUUGGUUAUUUAAACAAAAAAUUGUUCAAAGUUGUGUUAAUGUUGGUAUUUAUUUUGAGAUAACUUAUUCUAGAGCAUUGCAAGGUUCUGAAAGGAGAAGACAAUUUUUCUCAUGUGCAAGAAAAUUAAUUGAAAUUACAAGAGGUGGUAAUGGAGUUAUUUUAAGUAGUGGAGCUGAUGAAACUAUUUCACUACGAGCUCCUUAUGAUGUUGGAAAUUUAAGUACACUUUUUGGACUGCCUCUAAUGUCUGGAAGGAAAUUAAUUUCAGAAAAUGCCCAGAAUGUAUUACUUAGGGCUCAGACACGCAAAACAAUUAAAGGGGCAAUACAUGUCACCAAUUUUUCAACAGAAAGCCCGAUUAUUCCCUCUGCUACUGGUCAAAAUUCUGCCCAAAUGCUUAAACAAUUAUCAAAAAUUGAAGAAUUCAAAGCUGAAAUGAAUGAAAUAAACGAAUCAAGUUUGAAUUUAUGA